Messenger RNA from Fusarium poae, 2235 nucleotides. RefSeq lists its product as uncharacterized. Gene Ontology annotation, molecular function: ATP binding; protein kinase activity. The transcript has 3 exons. Gene Ontology annotation, biological process: protein phosphorylation. Lineage: Eukaryota; Fungi; Ascomycota; Sordariomycetes; Hypocreales; Nectriaceae. The coding region runs from base 1 to 2235 and encodes 744 amino acids. The record is from RefSeq and is a predicted model, not a curated record.
AUGUCGCUAAUUCCAUACCAGCCCCACGAGGGCAGAGAAAUUGUGCUCCGACACCACAACGCCAUCGUCGUUCGUGAUUCCCAGUCUCAUCGACUCGAGAUCAGAGGCAUUUCUACUUGUCCAACAUGCCAUCAACCUCUCACUCGCUCAGAAAACACCCCCGACCGAGGAUAUGAUCGUUCCUUCGGCGCCCGCCAAGAAACCUAUGUCGAUCCCGACUACUUUCGUAUGCUGCGCGCUGUCAACUCCAACAACGAUGCAUCCACCGAUGGACCUCCAAGCCCUGUGAGAAGAAUAUUUGGGCCUUCUCUUGGUGUAGCCGAUAGCACCCACCAGACGUCGCCGCCGCCUCCAGCUCCUGAAGAGGCCGAAUUUGUGUCGAGUACACCUGGUGUUGCGCAAGCAGAAGGCAGCAGGAUACGACGCGAUGCUUUCAGCCCGAAUUACUUUAAUACGUUUUUUGUCGAAGAAAGAGUGUUGGGAAAAGGUGGCAAGGGUGUCGUGCUUCUUGUGCGACACGAGAUCGAUGGUUGUGCUUUGGGCCAAUUCGCCUGCAAACGAGUGCCCGUCGGAGACGAUCACGCAUGGCUUGAAAAGGUCCUCAUCGAAGUCGAACUACUCGCGAAGCUUUCCCAUCCAAACCUCGUGUCUUACCGGCAUGUCUGGCUGGAAGACGUUCGACUUACCCGCUUCGGCCCCAGCGUCGCGUGCGCUUUCAUUCUGCAGCAGUACUGCAAUGGUGGUGACCUUCACCAGUACAUCAUAGGAGGUGCACCUCGUGAGGCGACCAAAGAAGAACUCAAAGCGCAGAUGCGCCGCAGGUCGAAAGGCCAACUCGAAACACCUGUGGAUCUAGUGAACGGUAAUCGCGUAUUGGCAGUUGAAGAAAUUUAUUCACUGUUCAAGGACAUUACUUCUGGUGUAGCAUACCUUCAUGCUGCCAACUACAUUCAUCGCGAUCUCAAACCAAGUAAUUGUUUGAUGCACCGCGAAGGUGGUAGAACAAUCUGCCUCAUUAGCGACUUUGGCGAGGUCCAACCGGAAAAUGUUGUUCGCAAGUCUUCCGGCACCACUGGAACCAUUUCAUACUGUGCACCGGAAGUUCUCAAGAUGGAUACUUCUUCGGGACGAUAUGCGAACUUUACCACCAAGUCGGAUAUCUUUGCACUUGGCAUGAUCCUGUAUUUUAUGUGUUUCGGGCGACUGCCUUACCAAAAUGCGAAUGCUCUCCAAGAAGAGCUUGAGGACGUGGAUGAGCUCCGAGAAGAGAUCACCCACUGGACUGGCUUCCACGAUGAGCGUCGUGAACGCCCUGACCUACCACCGAGGCUGUAUCAACUGUUGAAGAAACUGCUGUCUCUAGACCCCGCUGAAAGGCCUAGCGCCAACGAGGUCCUCAAGGCAAUGAGGGGCGAGUCUGUGAGCUUCGAAAAUGGUUCAAGUCAAGAGCCUGUACCAAAUCUAGGAAUCGCCACUCGAAUCCAAAACUUAGACUCGCCUGCUCACCCGAGCACUCCAGUUCCAGGCCCACGACAUCGUAAUCAGACAUCAACACAAGACAAGUUUGAAGAGCUUGGUGCGUUGGCCAGAUCAACUGCAAGAGACUUGUCGCCCACCAAGAGCGGGCAAAGUUCUCGGCUUGAUCCUCAUCUGCAGUCCUUGUCGCGACACCGUGGCUCGCACUCCAUGGUCGUUUCUCGCAGCCAGGAAAGUCGCCGUAGUUCCCUUGUAACCCCAGCAGUCAGCGUUAGUGACGCAUCUGAAUCAGCAGACUUGCACGAGCGGCGAAGUUCCCAGAGUCCCCCGCUUCUCAUGCCACCACCCACCACAACAGCUGAUGCCUUGAAGCGAAGAGCGACCGUGUUUAUUCUCCAUUUUAUGAAUCUUGCAGGCUCGCACUCUCCAUUACUAAGUUACAUCAUCCGCCUGGGCCUAUUUGGUAUCAAAGUGACAACUCUCAUCCGUCCCUGCUGGCCCCUCAUGGCAGAGCUGAACGUGGCUAUUCCUCUCAUCGGUGUAGCGGCUCUAGACCUUGGUCUACCGCAAGUAACAAGUUAUUCGCCAAUGAUGAUACAAGGCCACGGGGACUAUUUCUCAAGUGGACCACGCGCAUGGGGACUUGGUAUGAGCCUAGUUCUCCUUGUGCUUCACUUCACGGUGCUGUGGGUUGCGUCUGGCUGGGAGACAUUGUGUGUGGAGAGACAACCUGACAUCUGGGCAGAAGGGCCGUGGUGA